AUGACUACUGUAGCCAUUGCAGUGCUAGAGGGCCCCUUCAGGACCUGCUGUGGGAUGGAGACUGGCAAUCCUAUCAGAGAGGCUCAGACAGAGAGCGGACAGCUUCGCCUGGUGAACGGAAGCAGGCACUGCAUCGGGAGAGUGGAAAUCUUUCACCAGGGCUCCUGGGGCACCAUCUGCGAUGACAGCUGGGACUUGAGUGAUGCCCACGUGGUGUGCAGACAGCUGGGCUGUGGAGAGGCCCUCAAUGCCACCGUCUCUGCUCACUUUGGGGCAGGAUCAGGGCCCAUCUGGCUGGACGACCUGAGCUGCACAGGAAAAGAGACCCGCGUGUGGAACUGCCCUUCCCGGGGCUGGGGGCAGCACAACUGCAAUCACGGGGAGGACGCAGGGGUCAUCUGCUCAGAGGGAGAAGACACAAAAGUCCGGCUCAUGAAAAACGGCGUUGCUCAGUGUGAGGGACAAGUGGAGAUGAAUGUUUCUGGAGACUGGAGAACGCUCUGUGCCUCCCAUUGGAACAUGGCCAAUGCCAAAGUUGUUUGUCAUCAGCUUGGCUGUGGAGUUGCCAUCUCUACCCCAAAAGGAGCAUACUUUGUGGAAAGAGGUGUUAAGAUCUGGAAAGACCGAUUUGACUGCUCAGGGGAUGAGUCCUUCCUAUGGAAUUGCCCCAUGACUGCCCUGGGCAUUCCAGACUGUACCCGUGGACACACGGCCUCUGUGGUCUGCUCAGGGAACCAGACCCCACUGCUGCCACAAUGCAGCGUCUCCUUCUUUGACCCAUCAGGCUCUGCAGCCUCAGAAGACAGUGCUGCCAACUGCUCAGAUGAGAAUAGCAGACAGCUCCGCCUGGUGGACGGGGACAGUCGCUGCGCCGGGAGAGUGGAGAUUCUUCACCAGGGCUCCUGGGGCACGGUCUGCGAUGACAGCUGGGACCUGAGCGAUGCCCACGUGGUGUGCAGACAGCUGGGCUGUGGAGAGGCCCUCAAUGCCACGGUCUCUGCUCACUUUGGGGCGGGAUCUGGGCCCAUCUGGCUGGACGACCUGAGCUGCACAGGAAAGGAGUCCCACGUGUGGAAGUGCCCUUCCCAGGGCUGGGGGCAGCACAACUGCAAUCACGGGGAGGACGCAGGGGUCAUCUGCUCAGAGAGCAGACAGCUCCGCCUGGUGGACGGGGACAGUCGCUGCGCCGGGAGAGUGGAGAUUCUUCACCAGGGCUCCUGGGGCACCGUCUGCGAUGACAGCUGGGACCUGAGCGAUGCCCACGUGGUGUGCAGACAGCUGGGCUGUGGAGAGGCCCUCAAUGCCACGGUCUCUGCUCACUUUGGGGCGGGAUCUGGGCCCAUCUGGCUGGACGACCUGAGCUGCACAGGAAAGGAGUCCCACGUGUGGAAGUGCCCUUCCCGGGGCUGGGGGCAGCACAACUGCAAUCACGGGGCGGACGCAGGGGUCAUCUGCUCAGAGAGCAGACAGCUCCGCCUGGUGGACGGGGACAGUCGCUGCGCCGGGAGAGUGGAGAUUCUUCACCAGGGCUCCUGGGGCACGGUCUGCGAUGACAGCUGGGACCUGAGCGAUGCCCACGUGGUGUGCAGACAGCUGGGCUGUGGAGAGGCCCUCAAUGCCACGGUCUCUGCUCACUUUGGGGCGGGAUCUGGGCCCAUCUGGCUGGACGACCUGAGCUGCACAGGAAGGGAGUCCCACUUGUGGAAGUGCCCUUCCCGGGGCUGGGGGCAGCACAACUGCUGGCACAAGGAGGAUGCAGGGGUCAUCUGCUCAGAGUUCCUGGCCCUCCGGAUGGUCAGCGAGGAUCAGGAGUGUGCUGGGUGGCUGGAAGUUUUCUACAACAACACCUGGGGCAGUGUCUGCAGAAGCUCCAUGGAAGCCAUGACCUUGUCCAUGAUCUGCACACAGCUUGGCUGUGGGGACAGUGGGACUCUCAACUCUUCUGUUGCUCUCAGGGAAGGUUCUAGACCUCAAUGGGUGGAUGGCAUCCAGUGUCGGAAAACUGACACCUCUCUCUGGCAGUGUCCUUCUGACCCUUGGAAAUACAGAUCUUGCUCUCCAAAAGAGGAAGCUUAUGUUUUGUGUGCAGGAACGAGACCCAAGAGCUGUCCCACUGCUGCCCCCUGCACAGACAGGGACAAGCUCCGACUCAGGGGAGGAGACGGCGUGUGCUCAGGGCGAGUGGAGGUUUGGCACGAAGGCUCCUGGGGCACAGUAUGUGAUGACUCCUGGGGCCUGGCAGAGGCUGAAGUGGUGUGUCAGCAGCUGGGCUGUGGCUCUGCCCUGGACGCCCUGGGGGAGGCUGCAUUUGGCCCAGGAAAUGGCAGCAUCUGGCUGGAUGAGGUGCAGUGCAGGGGCAAGGAGUCCUCCCUGUGGGCCUGUGCUGCAGAGCCCUGGGGGCAGAACAACUGCAAGCAUGAAGAGGACGCUGGAGUGAGGUGCUCUGGCACCAGUUCAGGCUCAGCUCUCGUCUCCGGCAUCUUCUCCUUACCUGGGAUCCUCUGCGUCAUACUGGGUGCCUUUCUUUUCCUGGUCCUUAUCAUCCUGGGGAUUCAGCUGCGCAGAUGGAGAGCAGAGCAUCAAGAUGAAACAGAUCUGGAAUUGAGGCUGACUGAUGGAGACAGUCACUGCUCUGGGAGAGCAAAGGUGAAAUUCCAGGGAGAGUGGGGACCGUGUGUGAUGAUGGUUGGAACACUGCAGCUGUGA
This is a messenger RNA of Cynocephalus volans (Philippine flying lemur), 2706 nucleotides long. Its product is annotated as antigen WC1.1-like. Gene Ontology annotation, biological process: zymogen activation. Gene Ontology annotation, cellular component: plasma membrane. Gene Ontology annotation, molecular function: serine-type endopeptidase activity. The record is from RefSeq and is a predicted model, not a curated record. The transcript has 13 exons. Bases 1 to 2706 code for a protein of 901 amino acids. Lineage: Eukaryota; Metazoa; Chordata; Mammalia; Dermoptera; Cynocephalidae.